AUGGUCAAGUUCAUGCUACUUCAGUCCAGUCCAGUCGGUUCCAGUCAAGUCCAGGAUUUCAUACCUUGUCCUGAUCCAGAGUCUUGUUCCAGUUCGCAGCCUUGCUUCAAUCCAGGUCCAGGUUCCAAUGCAGAGUUCUUUCGGCCUCGGAUUUGGUUUUUGGUUUUUGGUUUUUCUUUUGGAACUUGCUUUUGGAAUUUUGCAUUGGACCCCUUCUUGGAAAUCGACUUGGCCUUGAGACUUGGAGGUACAGCCCAGAUUUUGGACUUUGAUAGAAAUGCGCCUUUACUUUUGACUAGUACUAGAACAGUACUUGAUAGUGUUUGGACAUUUGGACUUGGACUUAGACAAGACUUGGAAUCGGACUUGGACAUAUAA
Messenger RNA from Phycomyces blakesleeanus NRRL 1555(-), 378 nucleotides. RefSeq lists its product as hypothetical. The coding region runs from base 1 to 378 and encodes 125 amino acids. NCBI's taxonomy places the organism in Eukaryota, Fungi, Mucoromycota, Mucoromycetes, Mucorales, Phycomycetaceae. The record is from RefSeq and is a predicted model, not a curated record. The transcript is spliced from 4 exons.